Impatiens glandulifera is the source of this 1209-nucleotide messenger RNA. Its product is annotated as inactive leucine-rich repeat receptor-like serine/threonine-protein kinase At1g60630. Gene Ontology annotation, biological process: protein phosphorylation. Gene Ontology annotation, molecular function: ATP binding; protein kinase activity. Bases 1 to 1209 code for a protein of 402 amino acids. The record is from RefSeq and is a predicted model, not a curated record. NCBI's taxonomy places the organism in Eukaryota, Viridiplantae, Streptophyta, Magnoliopsida, Ericales, Balsaminaceae. The transcript has 2 exons.
AUGCAAAAUCAUCUCAUCUUUCUAUCUAUUCUACUGAUUUCAUUCCAAUCCUCUAUCUCCUUCGCCAUAGAUGCCGGUAAUCACUACAUCCCCGACGAAAGAGACGCGCUGAUUCAACUCAGAGACUCACUUAACUCCAAAAUUCUACAUGCAAACUGGACAGGACCUCCAUGUUACAAGAAUCAAACCAGAUGGAUCGGUAUUGAUUGCUACGAUUGGCACGUAACUUCAAUCAUCCUCGAUAACCUCAAUCUAUCUGGUUCUCUCCCCAGUAAUAUCUCAGCACUGAGAAGUUUAUCUUUCCUGACUCGACUCAGUCUCGCUGGGAAUUCAAUCUCUGGACGACUCCCUGACUUGAAAGGCUUAUACCGUCUCGAAUCGAUUUCCUUAUCUUCCAAUCGCUUCUUCGGUCCUAUUCCUUACGAAUACGUAGGAUUUCCCAAACUGUUUCGUCUAGAUCUACAAGAGAAUUCACUAUCGGGUUCACUUCCUCCUUUCGAUCAACAGAGUCUUAGGGUUUUCAAUGUGUCGCGUAAUCGGCUUAGUGGAUCGAUCCCUGUGAAUUCGGUUUUAGGAAGAUUUUCUGCGAAUUCUUUUCGAGAUAACGCUGGGUUAUGCGGACCGCCGUUAGUUGAGGCGUGUUCUGGUUAUCCUCCUUCUAUUGAAGGAGAAAGGAAGAGAGAAAGAAGGAAUGUUAUUGUUCGACAUCCAUGGAUUGUUGCUUUGAUUGCAGUUCUUACCAGUUCGUUCAUGGUUGUAAUGAUAUGUUGCUAUUGUAGAAAUAUCCGUAAGAAGAAAGCAAGACAAGAGAAGGCUAGAAGAAAAAUGCAAUGGUCAAAUGAUAACAAUAGAGAAGAAUCGAAGAAGAAAGGUGAGGAAUUAGAAUUUGUAGAUGAAAAUAGAGGAGUGAAGAAGUUCAACAUGGACGAUUUAUUGAAGGCUCCCGGCGAAGUGAUCGGAAAAGGUGAAAUGGGGUCUACUUACAAAGCGUUAAUAGAAGCCGGCGGCCCUGCCGUCGCCGUAAAAAGGUUGAAGUACGUGGAAUCAUUGAAAAGGAGAGACUUUGUACAGCAAACCCGGCUGAUCGGAAACCUACGCCAUGAGAAUCUCGUGGAAAUUAUCUGUUUUUAUUACUCGAAGAAGGAUAAACUCAUCGUAUAUGACUUCGUUCCUAAUAUUGGAAACCUUUUUCAGCUACUCCAUGGUUAG